GACUGCCAGGGGUUAGCUAUGGGUAACAUCCUGUCACCUCAGUGAAAGCAGGUGGUGUGGGAGAGACAACCCAGGAAUUUGUCAGUUCCAACUCUCUUAGUGCCCUUCCCUAGGGUUCCAGAGUUCCUCUUCUAACCUCUCAGAUUUUCAACAGUCUUUUGGUGCACUUCCGUUGAGCUCCGACUCUGUCUUGGUUUGAACCUUCCCACAAGGUUCCGACCUUCUUUGGUGCAGUUCCAUUAGGAUUUUGCCUCUCUUGGUGCUUUUCACUUAUGGUUCUAACACCUCAGUACUCCAUCUUUCUUUUGUUCACUUUGCGCCACAGCACUCCAUCCCUCUCUUGGUGUGCUUCUCUCUAGUCUUCAACUGUUUGUUGGUGCCUUUCUAUCAAAGUUCAGAACCUUUUGGUGAACUUCCCCUCUGGGUUGGACCCUCUCUUGAAGUGCUUCCCUCUGGGCUGCGACCCUCUCUUAUACUUCCUAGGGUUCUGAUCCACUUCAGGGGCCCCACAUUGACGCGCUGCUUUUCUUGGCUGGUCCCUCAGAACUAUGAAGCUCUUCAGGCACUCCUCUCUUGAGACUUGGACUCUUCUUUUGUGCCCGUAUUUCAGGGAUUUACCUCUCUUGACACCCGUCCCUCAGUUUUCAGAGCCUCUCUGGGAGUCCUCCUCUGAGAAGAUUGGAGCCUUGAGGGAAGAGCACAGAGAGUCGGAACCAUGAGGGAAGAGCACCAAAGCAGGGUCAGAGGUCUAACGGAAGUGCACCAAAAGACCGUUGGCGAUCUGAGGAGUUAGAAGAGGGACUCAGAACCCUGAGGGAAGGGCACCAAGAGAGCUAGAAACCUGAAGGAGAGGCGCCAACAGAGAACUGGCCCCAAGACAAAGUUAGAGCCCUGAGGUAGGAGCAUCAAGAGAGGUCUUAAGAGAGAGACUUAAAAGAAGUGCACAAAGAGAUGGUUGGAACCCAGAGGCAAGGUUGACAAAGGAAGAUCUGAACCCUGAGGAAAGGGAGCCAGGUACCCUGAAGGAGGGGCAUCAGAAGAUGGUUAUAGCCUUGAGUGAGGAAUGUGUCAAUAGAGAUUGGGGUUGGGGGCCGAGAAAGAGGCACCAAGACGAAGGUGGAUCCCGGGGGGAGGAGCUCCAGAAAAGGUUUUAGGUACUCCAGGGGGCAACCCAAGAGAGUUGAAGCCCUGAAAGAAGGGCUCCAAAGACUUUUGUAGGCCUGAGGAAGGACGUUAAGAGAGGUUGAGAGAGAGUUGGAGCUUUUAAGGAAGUGCUUCAAGACAUGGUAAGAAGAGCCCUGAGGGAUAAAGAGAGAGCCUUGAUAGAGGGUCCCAAAUAACAGAGUUCUGAGGGGUCAGAAGAGAGGGUCAGAACCCGGAGGGAAGUGUAUCAAAGGAGUCCAGCCUUAAAGAAAGGACUCCAAAGACUGAAGAACCCCAAGAGUGGUUCAAAGUCUUGAGAGAGGGGUGCUUAGAGAUCCUCAGUGCCAUGAGGGAGCAGGAGCUAUGGCAAGAAAGGGAGAGACCUAAAGGUAGGACCCCCACGACAGUCAGAUUCCUGAGGGAGGAGCUGCAAGAGAGGAUCAGAGCCUUGAGAGAGUUUUGAAAACUUUUGAGGUCCUGCCUUUAGAUAGUCUCCUUCCCAGGGCCCAAGAAGAGAUGCUACGAACGGCAGCAAUAAUCUGCGGGAAGUUCACCUGUCUGUUAGAGAUGAUGCACCCCUUCUUCUUGAUAAUUCUCCUGGGACUCCCAUGGGUGCACACCACUGUCAACAAUACCAGUGGGUUGGGCAACAAUACCAGUGGGUUAGACAUGGUCAUCAAACCUAGGCAAGAAUUUAUGUGCUAUGUGUGUGCAACCACAAACACCUUCUUAUGCACUCAAGAGAGAACCUGUCGUGACAAUGAGAGACGCUGUGCAAUAAUUGCCAUACGUAUGGACUCUCGGCAGCUCCUAGUCCUCAAGAACUGUGUAGAUGACUGCUCGUUUGCGCUUGUUCAGCCUCCACCAACCCCUAGAAAGCUUCCACCAACCGUUUACUUCUACUAUACCUACUGCUGCUCUGGCUACCUUUGCAAUGAAGGAGGACCUUCUAAUAUAGAGAGGGACUUGUCACCCCCUGUUGUGAUUGAGGAAGGGCCAAUUGCAAGAGCUGUGUGUCUGGGCGAGUUCAACCUUCUCCUGAACCUUUCCUUAAUCCUCUCCAGCAUCAUACUGACCUGAGAGCCCCUCCUUGGGGUAAACCCAUCUUCCCACAGCUGAAAGCAUCUUUGUUCUUUGUUGUUUCCUUGUGAAGCAGAGACAGUGUUCAGGGCAUCUGUUGGGCCCCUUCGUAGCUUGUUGUAGGAAAGAAAUAAAGACAUUGUUGAAAAUGC
Molecule: messenger RNA, 2375 nt
Organism: Peromyscus leucopus (white-footed mouse)
Lineage: Eukaryota; Metazoa; Chordata; Mammalia; Rodentia; Cricetidae
Gene: Gml
Product: glycosylphosphatidylinositol anchored molecule like
Exons: 4
Coding region: 1660-2223 (187 amino acids)
Source: RefSeq, a predicted model, not a curated record